CUCCCGCUGCAUCACAGAGAGGAAAAUACCACCAGAUGGCGGUUUAGGAUUGCUGCUCUUCUCUCAAGGCGCGGUUCCGCUCGCACGGCCAAUUUUCAAUAUUAAAAUACACAAGAUAUUAAAACGAAAAUCGAUUUUUUAUUUCGGAAGGCGAUAAUCGAUUUGGCGAUGGUCGCUAAAGUUUUCUCCAGGAGCUGAAGAGACGAGCGUGCCGGCGAUCCAGGUGCUGUCCGUCGUGGAGCGUCUCCUCCCUGCCCUUCCAGACCUUUCCCCCCUCCGGACCUGCCGUAUUGUACCCCCCGUCUGCACGCCCCAAACGCACUCAGACCUGAAGACACACACACGAACAGAGCUGCACAGGUCAUCGGCUCCCCCCACCGACCAGGAUGAUCACCUCGGAGCUCCCCGUCCUGCAGGACUCGUCCAAUGAGUCUGGAGCAACAGACGGCGUGGGAUUAAGUAUGAACAUGAGUGAGAUGAGUGAAGAAUCAGAGGUGAAAGGGAAGAAGAAAAGAGGGAGGCCUGGAAAACAGCCGCUGACGUCCAACAAGAAGCCACGGAAGUCACCGACAGACAAGACCACGAGCGUGGCGAGAGGGCGGGGGAAAGCAAACGGCGUGGCUCAACAUAACGGCGACGGCGGAGACCCCGUCACGCUUUUCGAGGUGGUCAAGCUGGGAAAGAGCGCCAUGCAGUCAGUGGUGGACGAGUGGAUCGAAUCGUACAAACAGGACAGAGAUCUGGCUCUUCUUGACCUCAUUAACUUCUUCAUCCAGUGCUCUGGCUGCAAAGGCACCGUGAGGAUCGAGAUGUUCAGAAACAUGCAGAACGCAGAAAUCAUCCGUAAGAUGACAGAGGAGUUCGACGAGGACAGCGGGGAUUACCCUCUCACCAUGCCCGGGCCCAUGUGGAAAAAGUUCCGCUACAACUUCUGCGAGUUCAUAAGCGUCUUGAUCCGCCAGUGUCAGUACAGCAUCAUCUACGACGAGUACAUGAUGGACACCGUGAUCUCCCUCCUCACCGGGCUGUCGGACUCUCAAGUGCGGGCCUUCAGACACACCUCCACGCUCGCAGCCAUGAAGCUGAUGACGGCGCUGGUAAACGUAGCGCUGAACCUGAGCAUUCACCAGGACAACACCCAGAGACAGUACGAGGCCGAGAGGAACAAGAUCGCCGGCAAACGAGCCAACGAGAAACUGGAACUGCUGCUACAGAAGAGGAAAGAGCUUCAAGAAAACCAAGACGAAAUAGAGAACAUGAUGAACUCCAUCUUCAAGGGCAUCUUCGUGCAUCGCUACAGGGAUGCCAUUGCUGAGAUCCGAGCCAUCUGCAUCGAGGAGAUCGGAGUGUGGAUGAAGAUGUACAGCGAUGCGUUUCUUAAUGACAGUUACCUGAAAUACGUGGGCUGGACGCUACAUGAUAGGCAAGGAGAGGUUCGUCUGAAGUGCCUGAAAGCUUUGCAGAACCUGUACACAAACCGCGAGCUGUUCCCCAAGCUAGAGCUUUUCACCAAUCGCUUUAAGGACCGGAUAGUAUCAAUGACCCUGGAUAAGGAGUACGACGUGGCUGUAGAGGCCAUCAGACUGGUCACACUCAUCCUGCAGGGCAGCGAAGACGCCUUGUCCAAUGAGGACUGUGAGAACGUCUACCACCUCGUUUACUCUGCUCACCGACCGGUGGCUGUCGCAGCCGGAGAGUUCCUUCACAGGAAGUUAUUCAGCCGUCAUGACCCACAGGCAGAAGAGGCCCUGGCCAAACGCCGGGGGAGGAGCAGUCCCAACGGGAACCUCAUCCGCAUGCUGGUGCUGUUCUUCCUGGAGAGCGAGCUCCACGAGCACGCGGCGUACCUGGUAGACUCACUGUGGGAGAGUUCUCAGGAGCUGCUGAAGGACUGGGAGUGUAUGACGGAGCUUCUGCUGGAGGAGCCGGUGCAGGGAGAAGAAAUGCUGUCGGACAGGCAGGAGAGUGCGCUGAUCGAGCUGACGGUCUGCACCAUCCGACAGGCGGCAGAGGCACACCCGCCCGUCGGGAGAGGGACGGGCAAACGGGUUCUCACGGCAAAAGAGAGGAAGACGCAGAUAGACGACAAGAACAAGCUGACGGAGCACUUCAUCAUGGCUCUGCCGAUGCUCCUGUCUAAGUACCAGGCGGACUCGGAGAAGGUGGCCAACCUGCUGCAGAUCCCCCAGUUCUUCGACCUGGACGUGUACAGCGCCGGGCGCAUGGAGAAGCACCUGGACGGCCUGCUGAAGCAGAUCCGGCUGGUGGUGGAGAAGCACAUCGAGACGGACGUGCUGGAGGCCUGCAGCAAGACGUACAGCAUCCUCUGCUCGGAGGAGUACACCAUCAUGAACCGGGUGGACAUCGCCCGGUCGCAGCUCAUCGACGAGAUGACCGACCGCUUCGCCCACUCGGUGGAGGAGCUGCUGCAGGAGGCCGAGGAGGCAGACGACGAUGAUAUCUACAACGUUUUAUCGACGCUCAAACGACUCACAGCCUUCCACAAUGCUCAUGACUUGACACGGUGGGAUUUGUUUGGGAAUUGCUACCGGCUGCUGAAGGCGGGUAUCGAGCAGGGCUCAAUGCCGGAGCAGAUCGCCGUCCAGGCCCUGCAGUGCUCCCACUACUCCAUCCUCUGGCAGCUGGUCAAGAUCACAGAAGGAGUCCCCAGCAAGGACGACCUGGUGGCUCUCAGGAGAGUCGUCAAGUCUUUUCUGGCCGUGUGUCAACAGUGCCUGUCCAACGUCAACACGCCGGUCAAAGAACAGGCGUUCAUGCUUCUGUGCGACCUGCUGAUGAUCUUCAGCCACCAGCUGAUCUCCGGCGGCAGGGAGGGCCUCCAGCCGCUGGUGUUCAACCCGGACGGCACCCUGCAGAACGAGCUGCUCAACUUUGUCCUGGACCACGUCUUCAUCGACCAGGACGACGAGAGCCAGAGCAUGGAGGGAGACGAGGAGGACGAGGCCAACAAGAUCGAGGCGCUUCACAAGAGGAGAAACCUGCUGGCGGCGUUCUGCAAGCUCAUCAUCUACGACAUCGUGGACAUGCCCGCCGCCGCAGACAUCUUCAAACAUUAUAUGAAGUAUUACAAUGAUUACGGCGACAUCAUCAAAGAAACACUCAGUAAAACCCGACAGACGGACAAGAUCCUGUGUGCCAAGACGCUCAUCCUCAGUCUGCAGCAGCUGUUCAACGAGCUGCUGCAGGAUCAGGGUCCCAACCUGGACCGGACGUCGUCUCACGUGAGCGGCAUCAAGGAGCUGGCCCGCCGCUUCGCCCUCACCUUCGGCCUGGAUCAGAUCAAGACCAGAGAGGCCGUCGCCACGUUGCACAAGGAUGGAAUAGAGUUUGCGUUUAAGUUCCAGAAUCCUCGGGGACCAGAAUUCCCUCCUCUCAAUCUGGCCUUCCUGGAGGUGCUCAGUGAAUUCUCCUCCAAACUGAUCCGUCAAGACAAAAAGACAGUACACUCGUACCUGGAGAAGUUCAUGUCGGAGUCGAUGUCGGAGCGGCGGGAGGACGUUUGGCUGCCGCUCAUCUCCUACAGGAACAGUUUGCUGACGGGAGGCGACGAGGACCACAUGUCGGUGACGUCCGGCUCCAGCAGCAAGACGGGCUCCGUGCGCAGCAAGAAGGGCCGGCCGCCGCUUCACAAGAAGCGGAUCGAGGAGGAGAGCAGUGUGGAGGGCUCGUGGAUGAUGCGCAACGACACGCUGCAGACACCGGGGGCGCUGCAGACCCCUCAGCUCACCUCCACAGUGCUCAGAGAGAACAGACCGGCGGAACACAUGCCCGACCCGGACUCCGAGCCCGGCUCCGAGAACGACUACGUGCACAAUCCUCAGAUGCAGAUGUCGUGGCUCGGCCAGCAGAAGAUGGAGGAGGUGAACAGGAAGGACCGGACGGGGAUGAACUACAUCAAGUCGCGCAGCAAUCAGGGCGUCCGGCAGACUGUGCGCGGGCUGAUGGAGGACGACGCGGAGCCCAUCUUCGAGGACGUCAUGAUGUCCUCGCGGGGCCAGCUGGAGGACAUGAACGAGGAGUUUGAAGACACGAUGGUGAUCGACCUGCCUCCGUCGAGGAACAGACGCGAAAGAGCAGAAUUAAGACCGGACUUCUUCGACUCUGCAGCGAUGAUUGAAGACGAGUCGGGAUUCACCAUGCCCAUGUUCUGAUCUGGAGGCGGAAACAUCCAGGGAUCAGGAUUCCUAUCAGGAGUAAAGAUGAAGGGGGUUUUGAACCCAGACUGCCUGCCAAUCAAACUCCCAGAAGAAGAAGAAGAAUAAAAAAGCAUCGUUGAAGAACUUUUCCUCUUUCUGUUCGACACGUGAGGCGGAUCUACUGGCGGACGGAUCCCACACUGGCUGGACGUGAGGAUCGGCUCUGGUCUUUCAGGCAGCCUGGACGAUCCCCGGUCUCGUCUGAAUCAUUCAAGAGCCUCGCCCUGCUCCUCCUCCUCCUCCUCCUCCUCCUCCUCCUCCUCUUCCUCUUCAGCCCGUUGGAUUCGGCUCCACCGGCUCCCGGACUCCUGCAGCCGGCCGUCGGCCACUGGCAGUUUUUACAUUUCCCUGUAACACAGAUGUACAGUUGUUUUGCGUCGGCUGGCGGCCGGCAGCUCAGAGCGGCGUGACGCUCUGUACACCCCCCCUCUCCUCCCCCCCCUCACUCUUCUUUUGGUGUUGCACUCUGAUCCUUCUGGUUAAAACCAGCUCAGAGGAUCUCAGUACUAAAUGUUCUAUAUCUUUGCUAUUAUUACCGCCCACCUGUCUCUCCCCCCCCCCCCCCCCCACCGUUUGCACGCUGGUGCUGCCGUGUGACGUGAUGCGUGUAAAGUGUUGGUGACCAUGGUUGAGCAGCAACACACACACACACACAGGUCGAGAGUACCGACCUGGAGGAAGUGAUGUAAACAUCCGGUGUGUGUUCUGGAAGCAGAGCGAGUGUUGUCGUUCUUGGGCCGACCUCGGAUAGACCCGCCCACCCCACCCAAACCCCA
This is a messenger RNA of Salarias fasciatus (jewelled blenny), 4993 nucleotides long. RefSeq names its product STAG1 cohesin complex component a (gene stag1a). Gene Ontology annotation, cellular component: chromatin; nucleus; cohesin complex. The record is from RefSeq and is a predicted model, not a curated record. The coding region runs from base 387 to 4172 and encodes 1261 amino acids. Gene Ontology annotation, molecular function: chromatin binding. Lineage: Eukaryota; Metazoa; Chordata; Actinopteri; Blenniiformes; Blenniidae. The transcript is spliced from 32 exons. Gene Ontology annotation, biological process: sister chromatid cohesion.